Messenger RNA from Dentiscutata erythropus, 1329 nucleotides. NCBI's taxonomy places the organism in Eukaryota, Fungi, Glomeromycota, Glomeromycetes, Diversisporales, Gigasporaceae. The record is from the annotation of a GenBank genome assembly.
AUGUCAGAUAACAUCUUCGGGUUUUCAUUUUCUGAUUCAUACUUUUAUAACUCUAAUAAAAAGUGGGACAAGCAACAACUUGAAGACCAAGAAUUCAUACAAUUACAAUAUGAACAACAAAAUGAUAAAAAAUCUGAUUGCAUUAAUGAAGAUAAUGAAUAUAAAAUUAAAGAUAGUGCUAAAUUUCCUAAUUGGGAUACUUUUGAAAGAAUGUUGAAAAAGCAUAAGCUAGAAGUUGGAUUCAAGUUUAUAAAGUUUCGGUUAGAAUGCGAUAACAAAGGAGAUAUACUUCGUCAAUAUUUUGUUUGUAAAAAUUCAAAAGAGUAUCAACCCAAAAAAAAGACAAUUGAUGCAGACCAUAGAGAAAGAGAUUCUAAGAAACAUUGUUGGAAAGAUUUAUUGAUUCAAUAUACUGCAAGCAAAGAUUAUUUAAACCAACUUUGGAAAACUCAGCAAUCGUGGGCUAAAAUAUAUAUGCUUACAACUUUUUGUGCUGGAAUACAAAGCACGCAGUGGGUAGAAAGUACAAACGGGCUUAUUAAAGCAGAACUUUCAAAAUAUAAAAAUGUAUUACCUACCAAAGGACUUUCAAGUAUUCAAAGUGUUUUUUUUAAACCUGUUCAAGAUGCAAUCAAAGAGUAUUUAAUAUUAAAAUCUGCAUCUGUUCAAAAUAUUCAAAUAUCCCAAAGCAUUUUAUAUCACACAAGUUUGUUUGAAAUUUCAUAUAAUUUAACUUUGCUUCUUAAUGCUCAUGAAUAUAUGGAUGGAUACCUUGAAGAUGAGUAUGAUGCAUUACAGGCUUCACUGGAAAAUAUUAUAAAUAUGGUAUCUCAUAAUGCCAAGUUUGAUAUAAAGCUUAUAUCUAAACAUUGGUAUACCGAUUCUAUGCAAGCAUCCAAUUAUUCUGUAAUUCCAGAUACAUCUUAUAUGGAGUAUGACACAAAUGAAGAAAUAAAUCAAGUUAUUUCUAUUCAUGAACCUGAUAUAUAUAGAGCUAGCAUUCAUAAUAAUAUUACACAAAAACAAGAUUAUGCAUAUGGCUUUGGUAUAGCCAAAAGCGAGUUAAAAUUUGCACUUGAAAAUGUGUUAGUCAAUGAAUUUGUAGGACUAAUAACAAGAUUUAUUGAAAACCAUACUGGUGUUGAUACCAAUAAAAGAAUGACAGUUGAUAUUACUCAAAUUGAGAAUCCAAAGAAAUUAAAGUAUAAAGGGCAUCCAAAGUUGCCUAAACCAGUACAGCAGAGUAAUAUUCAAAAUUUAAACACAGGGUGUAAACGAAUCGCUGAAAUAGAUACUGAAGAUGAAUAUGUUGAAGAAAGUUCAUCAUGA